Ilyonectria robusta is the source of this 339-nucleotide messenger RNA. Its product is annotated as ankyrin repeat-containing domain protein. The transcript has a single exon. Lineage: Eukaryota; Fungi; Ascomycota; Sordariomycetes; Hypocreales; Nectriaceae. The annotation marks the transcript as partial. Gene Ontology annotation, molecular function: protein binding. The record is from RefSeq and is a predicted model, not a curated record.
ACUAUCGUGAAGCUCCUUCUCGAUGCGGGAAAGGUCGACGUCAAUGCUAGAGAUAUGAAGUAUAGUAAGACACCGCUCUCGUGGGCCGCUGAGCGAGGGCAUGAGGCUAUCGUCAAGCUGCUUCUCGAUACAGGCAAAGUCGACGUCGAUACUCAAGAUCACAAUUGCCAUACACCACUCUCAUUAGCCGCCAGGCAAGGCAAUGAGGCCAUCGUCAAGCUGCUUCUCGAUACGGGAAAAGUUGACGUCGAUGCUCAAGAUCGGCAUGGUCGGACACCGCUCUCGUUGGCCGCCGAGAAAGGGCAUAAGGUUAUCGUCAAGCUACUUCUCAAACAGGGG